ACCGUUUCGGCAUAGGCGUAAACAAACGCGCGCAUUUUUUUGUUCUCACGAGGCAUCGUCCCCGGUUAUAAGAAACGGUCCCGUACCUCGUGGGCGUGGUCGUGACAGUGACGCAAACGGUGCUCACGUGGGUGCAGCUGUGUUGUGCGCGGUUUGAUAUGUUGAAUGUACGGGGUGCGAGGCCAACGACAGAGGUUGGCACAGACUGAUUUCGCCGUCAGACUGCCGCCAAGAGGGGAGGUCUGUCUCGCGUGUCAAUACACAUCAAUGGUUCAGUUGGGAUGCCGACCAUGGAACCUCAGUUUGACCAGCGUGGUUAUCCUGGCGCUUUCGAACAUGUUGCUGACAUUCCUGCUACUGCAGUCGGAGACCUGCAUCCCAGACGACGUGCCCAGAGAUUUGGAAGUCAUAAACGCUAUAACAGAGUGGAGCCUCGGUACCUUGAUCAAGGAACAGCAACAGCAGUCAGACUGCAUCACGCAAGAUUAUCAGCCACUGGUAGUUGACGCGAGCAGUUUGAAGCUGAACAUAAAGCUGGGUAGAUGGGACGCCCGUAGAUUGUUUCGUACCUUCGAUCACGUUUUGGUGGGCAGUAAUUUUUUCGAGUUGUCGCAGACGUAUCGCGUAUGCUUGGCCACGCAGAGCUCGGUGGAGAAGUUGCACUCGGUUGUUCAAGCAGCUCAUCAUUGGACAGGGCCCAUGUCGGUGGCUCUCUACGUGGCUGGCGACGAAGAGUUCGAGGUUCUUCAGAAGUACCUGGUGUACCUUAGAAAAUGCUACGAACCGAUUAGGGAAAGGAUCACCUUCUCCUUGGCCGUGCCAAGGGUCAGACCGCCAAAGAAGCAGCCGCGCGACUACGAGCUGCCAGAAGCGGUGGAUUGUGCCAAACCGGAAGCAACGUUGAACGAGCUGAUGAACGGAAUUUCGAACGAGCAGAUGAACUGGCGGAUACGCAAUGUCUAUCCACAGAAUCAUAUGAGAAAUCUAGCCAGGAAGAACUGUCAGUCCGAUUACGUGUUCCUGACGGACGUCGACAUUGUGCCGAGCUUCAACUUGACGGGAGCGCUGGACGAGUUCCUCAGGACCGAUAGCUGUGAUAAGUGCGCCUACGUGAUACCGACGUACGAGCUGGACUCGCGCGUGAGAUUUCCUCAGAAUAAAACGGAGCUGGUCAGGCUGGCGAGGAAAGGGCUGGCUAGACCUUUUCACCAGAAGGUCUUCAUCCACAAUCAGUUUGCCACCAAUUUUACCAGGUGGACACUGGACGCUUCCCCGAACCAUAGAUAUUUUGGAAACGUGAAGAGUGGCAAGGUUUACAUCAGUCACGACGUGACGAAUUUUGAAUUCCUUUACGAACCCUUUUACGUCGCGAGAGAUAUCGUUCCACCUCACGACGAAAGGUUCAUGGGCUACGGGUACACCAGGAACACCCAGGUGUACGAGAUGUUCGUUGCUGGGUAUCAAUUUAAGGUUCUCUCGCCAGUGUUCACCGGGCACUGGGGUCUGCAGACCAGAAAGAGCAGACCAGCGUGGCGCGAGCGACAGAACAGUGCCAACAGAAAGCAUUUCGAGACGUUCAAGAAGGAGGUUUUCGCUCGUUACAUGCGGGAUCCCCUGAAAAUGAUCAAGAACGUCAAGUGACGAAAGUUUCGUUGGAGAUUUCGUUAAUCGAACGCAAGAUCCUAUUCGCCGUCCUUUUUAUUCGGUUGCAACGCAUGAACCUAACCAGUAGACGCGACCAUCGCUUUUCGUUUACAGAGAAGUCUGUAGGUUGUAAUGUUUUACCUGACAUGGUGCCGUGAUAUUACAGCGAGACCUUUAAAAUGAAUUUUUUCUACGUAACAGAAGACGAAAGCUCAAGGGUCGAAAAGUUUACAUAUAACACUCGAUUGUUGGAGAACGAUAGAUUGGUUGAAACCGAUUAAGCGUUUGCCUGGUUGUUGUUUAACUGUGACGAUUGUUACUGAACUUGAAUUUUCGGGGUGUUUUUCUUAACUUGGAGGCAUGCAGAGAUCAGGUAGGUAAUCUUUGAGCAAGUCUGAAGGGUGGAAUGAUAGAUCAGAAACAUACAAAUCGCAAAGUUGCAUUUAAAAUUCUAAAUCUGCGGUCUAGUCGGUAUCUGUUUUUUCAAACAGUGUCGUAACCGUUUAGGUUGAAGCUUAACCUCGUAGCGUAUCGGAAACUCUAUACUCGUUGGAGGUCUAAUAGGUAUCGAUUGAUUGUUCUAUUUUUCACACCGUAAUCAAGACCAGAUCGUUUUCUAUAUAUUUUGUAUUCUGUACUGUAUCGCGAAGCGCACUCGGAAACCUCGAACAAUCAAUGAACGUAUAUCACUACCUAGUUCGUGUUACAUUGUCUAUCACCUCUUUGCGACGAGAAUUGAAACAUGUGGCAAGAUUAUAUUCGCAAUAAGCAGGACACAUGAUCUUAAACUAUGAAAUUCGUACGACUCUACUCAGUUACCCUAUAUGCCGCGAGUGAAUUACACGAUGGGUCAUCCCUUUUGAUACUCACUGUACCGUAACAUAGAUUAGCAUCACUAAACGCGACAUUCGAGCCCUCGAGUUCUGUUCAUAGCGAACAAUGUCCUAAGUCCUUUCGUGUUCACGAUUCCAAGUGACUUAGUCCAGGUAUAGGAUAUUCACAAGCAAUGUUUUUAUAUACAACGUCUAGAAAGACCAAAAAUAAUUGAUUUAAAUACAUCGUAGCACUAUGCAUUAAUAUUAAUUCUUCGUUCACUAUUUUACACUCUGAACAAAGAUAUUCACUCGUGCCACGUGUAAUGGAUAUUCGAAUCGUAGACCAGAGGCUUUCGUCUCGAAGAUUGUAUUUUUCACAGCAGCUUUUAUUCGUAGAUAGGAAAACUAACCCGAAGUUCUGAUCCGUCUAGGCGAACUCCGAUCCAUACAUUGUUUAUUCGACACAUCGUACACGCUGCACGGAAAUAUUUGACUCGCGUCAUAGCAAAGAAUAUCGAAGUUGCAGUCCAGCAAAUGUUUUCGUUUCUGGCUGGUACCUUCCACUGGCUAUACCUGCUAUUUCCGUCCCCGCUCAAUCGGUGACAUAUCAUAUCUAGAUAGGCAAUUACAAUGUUCGCACCCAGCAAACCCUGUUUUCUACUAUCUUGGAGGAGGUGCAAUGGUGCAAUCGAUGUAGGCCUCGGACACCAAGUUUAACAUCAUAUUGCAUCCAUGUCAACACCGAUCACACGUGAUCGUACACCUGAUACAUACACGGGUCUAUGUGCGGAUUAAAUUGUCCUAAGACACUUACAGGAUUCUGGGUGGCCAGGAUCGUAAUUAGUACUAAGACUGUUAACGAAGAGAUACGAUAGUCCAGGGCCUAAGGUGCUUUCUUUCAAACAAUUGAUAGCGUUUGCACUCGUGCAGAACUGAACAAAAUUUAUCUUAAUCUCCAAGAUGUACAUAAUCAUCGUGCAAAAAGAAAAAGUCAAAAUUCCCAUUCAUUUCUACAUAAUUGAAACCCCAAUGAUGGCUUAACUUCACUUGAAGCGCGCGAGGUUGUUUUCAUCGCAUAGCAUACCUAAUGGUGAUCGUGUUAAUCGCGAGAGUGAAAAAUCACGGUCAUCGAUGUCGAGGGUGCGGAAGGGAAGAAAGCAGAGUGAAAAAAGAAGGGAGGCUCGCGUGCAGGAGAUGUAGGGUCGAGGCAAUCAAGUAGCCGCGAUCAGCGUCGAUGGCGGCGCGGUACACGAGGCUUCCGGUUCGUCGAUUCGCCCGAACGAUGCCAACCCAGCUUGCUGCUUCCACUCACGAAUCCCCAAAGUCAUCAGAGACUGGCAUGCGGGAUCGCGGAAUAAAUAUCCGUCGAGGUUCGCGGCACGUACACGGUGCACGAGCAAGAAAACGAGGCUGAGGGAACUUAAGCGAACGUACCUCGUUAGCCGUCUGUGAUUUAAGAGGGCGGGGAGUCUAAGUUCAAGAUCGAUUCAGCCGUUUCAGCGUCGCGGUGUUUUUGGAAUGGGCGUCGAAACGAUCCUGGAAGACGAGCGGGAUAUUUGCGAGAACGAGUGGCGAGCUGAAGAACACGAUUGCUCAUCCGUGACCAAGCGCUGCUCACUCGAUGCUUUUAGGCAGGACCGAAUUUUGUUAGCCUGACUGUUCGAUACCAUCGUAAAAGUAUAAAAUGAACACUUUCUAAAAUUUUAUAGUCAAUUUGUACCCUGUAUUAAGGCGAGGCGAAAGCCUUUUCUGAUUUUUAUUCCUCUUUCCUAUGUUCCUUUUAGGUUAAAUAAGAGUAUUCAAGUUUUAUAACAUGUUAUGCGUAUAUGCCAUCUUGUAACUCUUGAAUCGAACUUUGGAACUCUUGCAUUUUACGAAUGGAAGUUCAAGAAAUCUGUUCUGGAUGGAACCCGGAUCCCUUUAAUGUAUAAUGCAUCGAGUAAGCCUAUCCUGAUUGUCAUCGAUUGGCACGCGUUGAAUUUUGAAUGUUUUCGAACAAGAGAACUGCUAAGUCAGGCAUAAGGAAAUUAAUAAUUCCGCAGGCAGGGUCGAGAAGCAUUCCCCUUACUUUAUGGGAACACUCAGGGCAGAUCACUCGAGCUUAGGAACGUACCUACAGACGGAUCAAAGUCAAUCGGCUGCUAAAGGCCACUCACUUGACUCCGGAGUAUGUCAGAUACGACGUUUGCGAGGUAGCAUGAGAGGUAGAGUGAUGGGGACAGUCGAAAGAUACGAUCGAGAUUGACAGUGUGUCUCUGAUCGAAAAUAAUACAAGGAAAAUGAAUUACAGUCCAAACAUAGUCGAACGCUUCUGUUCGACAGCUUGCGAUAUCGAGAAGAUCGAAAAGUCAUACUUUUCCGUAGACGUUAUACUCUCGUUUUCCCAGUGAUACUGCCACCAUUUAUUACAAUAGCCCGAUGUUAUCCUUUGUGUACAAUUUCUCGAAGCAAAAAGAAAACGGACAAAUAGUCUCGAUGGAACAUUUUGCUUUCGUGCAUUUUUAAAUCAUCCCAUUCCACAUCUUACCCCGCUGUCUAUAAUACUUGCUCAACCAUUCGUCACUGGUAACCGUUGUAUGUGUAAUUGGAACAUUUUAAGGCACAGAGUAAUUAUAUAUUAUAAUGUUUGUACGAAUAUAUGUUAACGGCCAAAAGUAAUUGUAAGACGUGAAGAUUACUGUUAAAACACAAUAAAUCAAUACACAGUA
Hylaeus volcanicus is the source of this 5167-nucleotide messenger RNA. RefSeq names its product beta-1,4-glucuronyltransferase 1. Gene Ontology annotation, molecular function: glucuronosyltransferase activity. The record is from RefSeq and is a predicted model, not a curated record. The transcript is spliced from 4 exons. Lineage: Eukaryota; Metazoa; Arthropoda; Insecta; Hymenoptera; Colletidae. The coding region runs from base 166 to 1641 and encodes 491 amino acids.